Mercenaria mercenaria is the source of this 1523-nucleotide messenger RNA. RefSeq names its product carbohydrate sulfotransferase 11-like. Gene Ontology annotation, cellular component: membrane. The coding region runs from base 351 to 1523 and encodes 390 amino acids. The record is from RefSeq and is a predicted model, not a curated record. Gene Ontology annotation, molecular function: sulfotransferase activity. The transcript has 4 exons. Gene Ontology annotation, biological process: carbohydrate biosynthetic process. Lineage: Eukaryota; Metazoa; Mollusca; Bivalvia; Venerida; Veneridae.
ACCGAUGCUCAGUUUGGAUUUGGAUUCAAUUACAACGGCGUGACAGUCUUUGUGUGGAUUGAAUUUCUUAUAAUCUACUGUCCGAUACCAACAGCUGCCUGGAACCUCACAAAUGAAAGGAAAUAGACGCUGUCUCGGGCACUGUGUACCUGGUGCCUUCAUCAAUCAGACGUCUUACAGCAAAAAUGUUCUUUGACUCACUGCUGUUAUUGGACCUGCCAGGAUGAGCCCUGUCUUGACCAUUUUAUAGGAUAUAUGGUUUAUAUUCUUACAAAAAUACGUUAGAAUAUCUGCGUGUAAUCCCUGCUCGACUUGUCAGCGAAAUAGACAAACCCUCUGUUCUGCAGGAUAUGGAGUUCAGCAUCUCGACAACAGUUGGCACACCAGACAGUCAGGUGUAUAAUAGCAGGGAAAGCCUUUAUGAAGAACGCCGGAAGGUUAUUUUAGACGGAUGUAAAAAGGUGAAUAAGACAACUCGUCCGUUUGGAUUAGAAAAUCAAAACUUAUGUAUUGACAAGCUACAUGCAAUCUCUUACUGUCCCAUUCCCAAAGUCAGUUCAACAUUCUGGAAAAGAAUUCUGACAGUAAUGGCCAGCCAGGGGAAACUUCACUCGCCGUUUGAAAUAUCUUUAGGCGGCGUAAGAUUGUCUAAAAUAAAUCAACUUUCAAAGCGUGACCUGAAAACUUUGAGAGAAAAGGGUACUUCUUUUUUGUUUGUAAGGGACCCUUACGCACGACUAUUUUCUGGUUAUGAGAACAAAAUAUAUCAUUCUAAUUUGAUGUACUGGAAAAUAAUUGGUAGAAAGGUUGUGCAGGUUGUCAGAGACAAUCACGAUGCAGUUUACAACAACUACGGGUUCGAUGUAACGUUUCCAGAAUUCAUAAAGUAUAUUCUAUAUUUAAGUGAAUCAGGGCUGAAUAUCAAUGGUCACUUUUCACCAAUGCUGAAUAGAUGUGACCCUUGUUCAACGCAUUUUCAGUACAUUGGAAAGUUAGAAACAUUCUCGGAUGAUGCACAUUAUCUCAUCUCAAAAUGGAGAAAUGAAUUUAAAGAUGUAGAAUUACACUUCGAUGAUUUUGAAAAGGAGACUGCUCUUGAUACUGCUAGAGGACAUGUGAAUUUUCUGUUUAGCACAAAGAAAAUAUUAAGUGAGAUCAAAUUUCCGUUUAUUAAAAUCAUGCUCCGGACAUGGAGAGACUUGCAAAUACGAGGUCAUCUUUCUAAACAUAUUGCAUUUCCUUUUAAUGAAGCUGACGUAGAUACGAUAACGAAAGAGGAAUAUAUGGAAGCUAUAAAGAAAGCGCUAGACAUUCCAGUGAACCGUACAGAAGUAAAACUGCAGAGGGCAGAAGCUCUCGUACAGGCGUACAGUCAGGUACCGCUGGAGGACAUGGAGAGGUUGAGGAUGUUUGUGUUACAAGAUUGUUUAUUGUUUGGUUACGACGACCGCCCGACAAAGCUGUUUGACAGAUCUAAGCAAAAAUCAAGUGAUUUUGUAUAUCUGGAUGGACUUUCAAAGUAA